Molecule: messenger RNA, 1745 nt
Organism: Tupaia belangeri chinensis (Chinese tree shrew)
Lineage: Eukaryota; Metazoa; Chordata; Mammalia; Scandentia; Tupaiidae
Gene: SAMM50
Product: SAMM50 sorting and assembly machinery component
Exons: 15
Coding region: 190-1599 (469 amino acids)
Biological process (GO): mitochondrial respiratory chain complex assembly; protein insertion into mitochondrial outer membrane
Cellular component (GO): outer membrane
Source: RefSeq, a predicted model, not a curated record
AAGGCUCCGUGAGCCAGGGGGCGGGGAGAGGGUGGGCCAUCAUGGCCGCCGCCUGUGCGCCUAUUCCCGGGACUUGUGGGAGCCCUGCUGACCCGCGGCGUUGACACCGCGGAACCGCCCUUUGCCCUCACCAGCAGAGUCUUGGUUGGUCCCGAGCAGCUCUGCGAGGCUGCGGCCGGAGAGGGAGCCAUGGGGACUGUACACGCCCGGAGUCUGGAACCUCUCCCAUCAAGCGGUCCUGAUUUUGGUGCAUUGGGAGAAGAAGCUGAGUUUGUUGAAGUUGAACCUGAGGCUAAACAGGAAAUUCUUGAAAACAAAGACGUGGUGGUUCAGCAUGUUCAUUUUGACGGACUUGGAAGAACUAAAGAUGACAUCAUCAUUUGCGAGAUUGGAGAUGUUUUCAAAGCUAAAAACCUUAUCGAGGUAAUGCGGAAAUCUCACGAAGCCCGAGAAAAGUUGCUUCGCCUAGGAAUUUUUAGACAAGUGGAUGUUCUGAUUGAUACAUGUCAAGGAGACGAUGCACUUCCCAACGGCUUAGAUGUGACCUUCGAAGUAACUGAGCUGAGGAGGUUAACGGGCAGCUACAACACCAUGGUCGGGAACAAUGAAGGCAGUAUGGUACUUGGCCUUAAACUCCCUAAUCUUCUGGGACGUGCAGAGAAGGUGACUUUUCAGUUUUCCUAUGGAACAAAAGAGACUUCGUACGGCCUAUCUUUCUUCAAACCACAACCCGGAAACUUCGAAAGAAAUUUCUCUGUAAACUUAUAUAAAGUUACUGGCCAGUUCCCCUGGAGCUCACUUCGGGAGACAGACAGAGGAGUGUCAGCCGAGUACAGUCUUCCCAUAUGGAAGACCAGCCACACCGUCAAGUGGGAAGGCGUGUGGCGAGAACUGGGCUGCCUCUCCAGAACAGCAUCGUUUGCAGUUAGAAAAGAAAGCGGACACUCACUGAAGUCUUCUCUUUCGCAUGCCAUGGUCAUCGACUCUCGGAACUCUUCCAUCUUACCCAGGAGAGGCGCUCUGCUCAAAGUGAACCAGGAGCUGGCAGGCUACACCGGAGGAGACGUGAGCUUCCUAAAAGAAGAUUUUGAGCUUCAGUUGAAUAAACAGCUCGUGUUUGAUUCCGUUUUCUCAGCAUCUCUGUGGGGUGGAGUGUUGGUCCCCAUUGGUGAUAAGCCAUCGAGUAUUGCUGAUAGGUUCUACCUGGGGGGGCCAACGAGUGUCCGUGGAUUCAGCAUGCACAGCAUCGGGCCACAGAGCGAAGGAGACUACCUGGGCGGAGAAGCAUACUGGGCCGGCGGCCUGCACCUGUACACCCCGCUGCCUUUCCGGCCCGGCCAGGGCGGCUUCGGAGAACUUUUCAGAACACACUUUUUUCUCAACGCAGGGAACCUCUGCAACCUCAACUACGGGGAGGGCCCGAAAGCCCACAUUCGUAAGCUGGCCGAGUGCAUCCGCUGGUCUUACGGUGCUGGGAUCGUCCUGAGGCUCGGCAACAUCGCUCGGCUGGAGCUCAAUUACUGCAUCCCCAUGGGCGUGCAGGGUGGCGACAGGAUCUGCGAUGGUGUCCAGUUUGGAGCUGGGAUUAGGUUCCUGUAGCUGUCGCACCUUCCAGAGCAGCUCGGAGACGUGGGGAACAGUGCGUCACCAGCCACACGUCGUCUCUGCAUCAACGCAGCCGAGCGCGUCUUUGACAGCGGUCCUUGGGGAAAGCCGUGUCAAUAAAUUUUACAGACGGAUGCUCA